This is a messenger RNA of Aaosphaeria arxii CBS 175.79, 2293 nucleotides long. RefSeq lists its product as uncharacterized. Gene Ontology annotation, molecular function: molybdopterin molybdotransferase activity. Gene Ontology annotation, cellular component: cytoplasm; cytosol. Bases 24 to 2066 code for a protein of 680 amino acids. Lineage: Eukaryota; Fungi; Ascomycota; Dothideomycetes; Pleosporales. The record is from RefSeq and is a predicted model, not a curated record. The transcript is spliced from 6 exons. Gene Ontology annotation, biological process: molybdenum incorporation into molybdenum-molybdopterin complex; Mo-molybdopterin cofactor biosynthetic process.
CAACAUUGUCAACCACUCGCAACAUGACCGACUCCAAAUUGAAGGCUGCUAUUCUCAUCGUCUCAGAGACAGCGUCCAAGGAUUCCUCCACCGACAAAUGUAUUCCUAUCCUGAAGGAGGUAUUUCAAAAUCUUGGUAACGAUCAAUGGAAUGUUGCUAGCACUGCAAUUGUGCCAGACAGCAUCAUAGACAUCCAGAAGACAAUUAAAGCUUGGUCAGACAGUGAAAACCCUAUUAACCUCAUCGUUACCAGUGGUGGUACCGGUUUCGCAGUGAAAGAUGUCACCCCAGAGGCUGUCUCAAUGCUCCUGGAUAAACAAGCCCCCGGAUUAGUGCAUGGCAUGCUCGCAUCUUCGCUGUCUGUGACGCCUUUUGCAUUAAUGGCGAGGCCGGUGGCUGGCACUCGGAAGUCAUCGCUCAUUUUGACACUUCCGGGAUCCCUAAAGGGUGCCAAAGAGAAUUUAGAGGCUGUUCUCAAGCUUCUACCUCAUGCCUGUAUCCAGGUAGCUGGGGCAGAGUCACGUCCCUUGCACACUGGAGGUGUUGAGAAGCUCGAAAAGGACGCGGGGGUUAGCUCUAAAUCUUCAGCUCAAGCAUCUCAUACUGGAGGCUGCGGCCAUAACCACCACCAUCAUCAUGGCCAUGGCCAUUCACACGGCCACGGCGGGCACGCCGUUCCAAGGGCUCAUACUCAUCCAGAUGAACGACCACAAUCCAACGACCCAAAUGCAGGACCCACACGUCGAUAUCGAAGCUCACCUUACCCGAUGAUCCCAGUAGACGAUGCGCUCAAGCUGAUUGCACAGCAUACUCCUGCCCCAAUUGUCCACAAGGUUCCUGUCAACCUGGAUAUAGGUGGGCACGUCCUAGCUGAGGAUGUCAAAGCAGAGGAAUCUGUUCCAGCCUUCAGAGCAAGUAUUGUAGAUGGCUACGCAGUGAAGAUCCCCCCAUCUGGGAAGUUUGUUAAAGGCGUUUAUCCUGUCGCGCUUAUCUCCCACGCCCAAGCUGGAGAGGUUCCGGAACUAAAGGAAGGGGAAAUUGCUCGAAUCACCACGGGCGCUCCACUCCCUCCCGGCGCGGAUGCUGUCAUCAUGGUUGAAGACACCGCCCUGAAAUCCCAGACGGAAGAUGGGAAGGAAGAGAAAGAGAUUGAGAUUCUGACUGAUGACAUCAAGUCCAGCGAGAACGUCCGUGAAGUUGGCAGUGAUGUCAAAGUGGAUGACAUUAUCAUGAAGAAGGGCGAAGGAAUCACCAUCUUCGGUGGUGAAUUCGGUUUACUCGCAUCUGUGGGCACUUCUGAGGUGUCUGUGUACAAGAAACCCAUUGUCGGUGUUUUGAGCACAGGCGACGAGAUCAUCCCGCAUGAUAGACCUGGUGCUCUAAAGCUGGGCGAAGUUCGCGAUACAAACAGGCCAACAUUGCUCACGGCUGUGAAAAGCCAUGGUUUCGAGGCAAUUGACCUCGGCAUAGCAUCAGACAAGCCCGGUUCUCUGGAGCAAACCCUUCGCGAAGCUAUGCGGAAGGUUGAUGUCAUUAUAACCUCUGGUGGUGUUUCCAUGGGCGAGCUCGAUCUACUAAAACCGACGAUCGAGCGUUCCCUGGGUGGCACAAUCCACUUCGGACGAGUAAAUAUGAAACCUGGAAAACCCGCUACGUUUGCCACAGUGCCCAUCAAAGAUGCAUCCGGAGCUCGCACCGACAAAGUCAUCUUUUCCCUCCCAGGUAACCCCGCAUCCGCAGUGGUGACGUUCCAUCUGUUCGUCCUGCCAAGUUUACACCAGGCGAGUGGAAUAUCCCCCGCUGGUUUGACAAGGGUCAAGGCUGUCCUCGAGGAGGAUAUACGUCUCGAUCGACAGAGGCCAGAGUAUCACCGUGCUAUCGUGGCUAUCAAGAACGAUGGGAUCUUGUAUGCCAGUAGCACGGGUGGUCAGCGCAGCUCACGCAUUGGGUCUUUCAAAGGGGCAAAUGCAUUGCUGUGCAUGCCCGCUGGAGAACAGAGUGCAAAGAAGGGCGACAAAGUUGAAGCACUGUUGAUGGGUAAGCUUGGAGAACUAGGGCGAGUUUGAGCAAAGAGACGUGUGCCAAUCACAGUGCAGCAAUAAACCGUUCAUGACGAAGGUCUAUGUGAGCAAUUAGUCUCGUCAUAGAAGCAAAGGCGGGCAAAGGUCGUCGAGUUACCGCAUAGCAAAACAUAAAUUCAAGCAUGCGAUAUCAUCCUUUAACUCCUGGCAACAAUUACCAUCCAUCCCCCCUUUAUCCCGCUAAUAAUAUUUUUACGCUAAAUCGACAGACA